Molecule: messenger RNA, 1702 nt
Organism: Elgaria multicarinata webbii
Lineage: Eukaryota; Metazoa; Chordata; Lepidosauria; Squamata; Anguidae
Gene: RAD51AP1
Product: RAD51 associated protein 1
Exons: 7
Coding region: 188-778 (196 amino acids)
Biological process (GO): interstrand cross-link repair; double-strand break repair via homologous recombination
Molecular function (GO): single-stranded DNA binding; double-stranded DNA binding
Source: RefSeq, a predicted model, not a curated record
UCAAGGCAGUGUCAGUACCAAGCCAGGACUGAACCCCGACUAAAAUGGAUCCAGAAAACCAGUCUCAUCCAAGAGCACCUGAAUCUGGAAUAAGAAAAUAGUUGAUUAUUCUCAGUUUGGCAGUGCAGACAAUGAUGAUGAAGAUUUUGCAUAUAUAACUGUACCUUCAAACAAAAAAUCAAAGAAUAUGCACUCUGAGUCAGCAAAGGAGAAAAUGGUGCAUCAAAAGAAAGCCCCCCAAAAGGAGAUUGACUUACAGAAGGUAUCACCAAAUAAAAAAGCCUUGGAUGAUAAACUUUACCAGAGAAACAUGGAAAUUGCCUUAGCAUUGUCAAUGACUGAACCAUUGAGACACAACCCUAAACUUCAAGACUCUCAGGAACAAGUUUCAGCUGAAGAAUCAGAGGGUGAUUCCAGCUUCAGUGAAGAUGACCGUGAUGAAUUUGUCAUGAAGAAGAAAACUAAAGAAAAGGAAGGAAGGAAAUUGUGUAUCAGUACUAAAAAGAUAACAAAGAAUCCUCCCAAAUUAAAAAGGAAUGUGAUGGUUCAAGCAAAAUCUCAGCCAGAUUUGCAGAAUGCAUCAAGUUCUUCAGAACCAAUUGGAAAGCCUUUAAAAACAUCAAAUCCUUCAGGAGCCAAGAAGCCCAACUGGAUACCACCAGUUGCAUCUGGAAGUCAUACCAACCAGCUGGGAAGAGUUCCUGUGAAAUCACCCACUCAAAGUCUCAGGCUUGGCCUUUCCAGGUUGGCAAAAGUGAAACCCCUGCACCAAGUUUAGCCAGCAUCUGAAAGUGUCUGCGAUGGCUUCGAAGAGUUUCAAGUUGAAAUUAAAGGACUAAGGUGGGGUGGAGAAAUUAUUUUUUUUAUUUAAAAGCAGGAAAUUUAUUGUAGGCAAUAAAUGUAUUCUUAAGUAGAACACGGUGUUGCAUUUUUAAAAGGUCUAUGCUAUAAGGUAUGAGCUAUUAAUAGUUAAAAUAAUCCCCAGUAAUAAUGUUGAUACUGUCACCCCUCCCUCAUCCGCUGAAAUGUUCAGAUUAUUGGCAAAUUCGCCCUAUUUGUAUAGGCGUGAAGUGGUUUGACAUGGAAAGUGUGGCCGUCCAUUGUUGGCCAGGCCAAAUACCUCAGAUCCUGUGGUUUCCAUCUAGAGCAGGAAUAUGCAUCCUGGUGCCCUCUAGGUGUUUUGGGCUGCACCUCCCAUAAUCCUGACCAUUGCCUAUGCUGGCAGGGGGAGUUGUAGUCCCCAAAAAAUCUGGACGGCACUAAAUUACCUGUCCCUAAGCUAAGGCCUACAUUUUUAAACAUAAAGACUUAAUGUGCAAUGACUGAGUUUGUUUGCUUUUAACUAAAUAUUCAAAUCUUGAAAUUCUACCUUGAUACUGUUUUCUAUCAAAAGGAAAAAGCUAUUAUUCUUAUAAACUUAUACUGUUGUUUCCAUGAUCCAAAUUUAUACUUAUUCCUCAGUUCUUUGUAAGAACUAUUAUCUGAUCAUUUUAGUUUUAAUUAUAAAUGUAUAUUAUGUAUCACUAUGAUUUUUUUUAGAAAGCAAAAUAAACUUUUUAGAAAUGGCAAAUGUCACUUGUAUAAGCUGUUUCCCUCCUUGGCAACCUUCCUUGGUUCACAAUGCUGAUUCACUGAAAACACAGAGCAACUGGUUCAGCUAGUUUUCCCUCAAAGAAAAAUGGUUACUUCAAUACUGCUGUUU